UUUUUCACGGACCAAUACACACACACACUACAAGGCUCUCCAGCAGCACCACACGCCGUGUGCUUAUGUUGGAGACUCCACUGCGGUUCCGUUAAAUCUGUUGAACGCGUCUUUUUCUCCGCGCGGUCACAAACGCACACCGGCGCGUCGGAACAUAUUAACGUUAGCAGCCGCUGCCGUUUUGGGUCGGCUUGUGGAUUGAAUCCAUGCCUCCUUUAAAAGCCCCCUUCGGCUUUUUAAGUUCAAGAAAACACCCGGACUCUUCAGAGGAUCGCCUUUGACUCUUUUACCGGAGAUUUAAAUGUUUAUUUUUGGGCACCGGCGGAGGUGCGCGAGAUCUUGCCGGUUGCGGACAAUGUUCGGCGUUUUUUAACGAAACACCUCGUCUUUUGUAACUAGUCUGUUAAAAAAAAACUUCACCUCGGAAAACACCGUGGAUAACUUGUACGCGAGGUUGUUUUUUUCUAUUUUCUUUUUUACCUCGGAAAGUGAUGGCGGAGCGGGAGCAACGGCUGCUCGUGUUUUUCACAAGUCUCAUCGUUCUCCGGUUCGGCGGUGCGGAUAAAGGCUCUGCCAUCCGUGGCUUCACCCCGUUCAGAUUCUCUGUUGAACCUGUGGAUGUUCUGGCGGUCCGCGGUCUUCCCGCUGUGUUAAACUGCUCAGCCAUCAGCGACGCUCCAGUACGGGUGGAGUGGAAGAAAGACGGGACGUUCCUGAACCUGGUGGCGGAUGACCGCAGACGGCAGCUAGCAGACGGCUCUCUGCUCAUCAGUACGGUGGUCCACUCCAAACACAAUAAGCCUGAUGAGGGGGUGUACCAGUGCGUGGCCACCAUCGACAAUCUGGGCACCAUCAGCAGCCGCACCGCACGACUCACAGUAGCAGGUCUUCCGCGGUUCCUCAGUCAGCCGGAGGGUGUUUCUGUUCGCAGCGGUGGGACUGAGAUGCUGAGCUGUGAGGUGACGGAGGAGCUGGUCCCGUUCACCCGCUGGGACAGAGAUGCUCGGCCUGUGGAGCUGGACAGCAGGGUCAUUCAGCUGCCCAGCGGAGCUCUGGUCAUCAGCAACGCCUCGCAGGCUGACGCCGGACUCUACCGUUGCACCAUAGAUGGACUCGGACCUCCCAAAACCACUGAGGAGGCAGAGCUGCAGGUGGUCACAGAUUCAGGUGCUGGGGAAAAGCUGGAGACCCUCCAGGGUCCGGUUGCAGUGGCAAAGGUUGUCGGGGAGAGUGUGUUGUUGCCAUGCGUGAUGAAGGGACACCCAAUACCGGCAAUUCGCUGGACAUUUAAUGACCAACCGAUUGAGGAAGCUCAUGAGCGGUUCUCUGUGAUUGGCGGAGGAAGCCUGCAGAUCGUCAACCUGACCGAAGAGGAUGCUGGGAUAUACGUCUGCCAGGCUGACAGCGGUAAUAUGACCAGCGAGAUCCAGGCCGAGCUCACUGUGCAUGUUCCUCCACGCUUCCUGACCAGGCCUUCAAACACGUACGCGCAGGAGUCCAUGGACAUCAUCUUCGAGUGUGACGUCACCGGCUCUCCACCUCCGACUGUCAAGUGGAUGAAGGAUGGAGACACGGUCAUUCCUAGUGAUUAUUUCAGGAUAGUGAAGCAGCACAACCUGCAGGUUUUGGGUUUAGUCAAAUCAGACGAAGGUUUUUACCAGUGUUUAGCAGAGAACGACGCUGGCAACGUCCAGGCCAGCGCUCAGCUCAUCAUCCUGGAUAUAGACGUUGCCCUUCCUUCUACUGUCCCUUCAUUGACCGCUGCCACUACUGACCAUGUAGCGUCCAGUGGGUCCGAGCGCAGCGGCCCGACUCCCUCCGCCCCGCGGGAUGUGGUGGCGUCUCUGGUGUCCACUCGAUUCAUCAAGCUGACCUGGAGACUUCCCGCCGAGCCGCACGGAGAAAACAUCACCUACUCUGUGUUCUACAGUCUGGACGGCACUAACAGGGAGCGUGUGGAGAACACCAGCGCUCCAGGAGAGAUGCAGGUCACCAUCCAGAACCUCAUUCCUGACACCAAAUACAGCUUUCGGGUGGUCGCAUCCAACGCCAACGGCCCGGGCGAGAGCUCUGCCCCGCUGACAGUGGCCACCCAGCUAGAGGUUCAGGUCCCGGGUCCGGCUCCCAAUCUGCAGGUUGUGUCUGUGGGCUCGUCCACCGUCUCCCUGAGCUGGGAGAGACCAAUCACUGGAAACGGGGAGAUCCAGACCUACAAACUCUUCUAUAUCGAAAAGGGACAGGAGUCUGAGCAGGACGUGGACGUCUCGGGUCUGUCCUACACCAUGACGAGCCUCAAGAAGUUCACCGAGUACAGUUUUAGGGUGGUGGCGUAUAAUAAACACGGCCCCGGCGUCUCCACUGAAGACGUGACUGUCCGAACACUGUCUGAUGUGCCGAGCGCAGCCCCGCAGAACCUGACUCUGGACGUCCUCAACUCCACGAGCAUCAUGGUCCGCUGGCAGCCUCCUCCUGCUGGUAGCCUGAACGGAGAGCUGACGGGGUAUAAACUGCGCUACCGUAAAGGCCUGAGGAGAGCAGAUGCGGUGGAGAUCUCCACCAUGCAGAUCUUCCAGCUCAUCGACGGUCUGGAGAGAGGGAAGGUGUAUACAGUCAGAGUGUCUGCAACCACAGUCAACGGCACCGGACCGGCCACUGAGUGGAGCGCAGCUGAGACCUUUGAGAGCGACCUGGACGAGUCUCAGGUUCCAGGAGUCCCGAGUUCUCUUCACGUUCGUCCGCUGGUGAACCGGAUCGUGGUGAGCUGGACUCCUCCUGAAAACCAGGAGGUUUUAGUGCGCGGCUAUAAGAUCGGUUAUGGCAUCGGCAGUCCGCACGCACACACCGUCACUCUGGACUACAAGCAGCGCUUCUACAGCAUUGAUAACCUCGAUGCCAGUUCCCAUUACGUCAUAACUCUCAAGGCUUAUAACAACAUGGGUGAAGGUGUUCCCAUCUACAACAGCGCCACCACAAGACCUCAAUCCGACCCCGUAGACCCUGAUAUUGAUUUUUAUGAACUCUUCAAUAACCCAUACACCCCAGCACCCGACCCAACACCCAUGCUGCCCCCGGUGGGCGUCCAGGCCAGCGUCCUCAGCCACGACACUGUCAAAGUCUCCUGGGCGGACAAUUCACUGGCCAAAAACCAGAAGAUCACCGACGCCAGAUACUACACCAUCCGCUGGAAGACCAACAUCCCCGCCAACACCAAAUACAAGAUGGCGAACACCACAUCUCUGUUCCACACAGUCUCUGCUCUGAAGCCAAACACACUGUACGAGUUCUCUGUCAUGGUGACGAAGAACCGCAGAAGCAGCACCUGGAGCAUGACUGCGCACAGCACCACCCAUGAGUCCAUUCCCAGCUCUGCACCGAAAGACGUGACGGUGAUCAGUAAAGAAGGAAAUCCACGAAUCAUCAACAUCAACUGGCAGCCGCCGACUGAAGCCAACGGCAAAAUCACAGGCUACAUCAUCUACUACAGCACGGAUGUGAACGCAGAGGUUCAUGAUUGGGUGGUGGAGCCGGUGGUGGGGAACCGACUGACCCAUCAGAUUCAGGGCUUGACUCUGGACACCAGCUACUUCUUCAAGAUCCAGGCCAGAAACUCUAAAGGCAUGGGGCCCAUGUCUGACGCCGUGCAGUUCCGCACUCCGAAAGCUGAACCCUCUGACAAGAUGUCCAGCGAUCAAGGUCUGCAGGUGAAACCGGGUCACCCGACUCUGCCGGAACACGGGAGUGGAUCCAACAUGGAUAAGCAGGGCAUCACAGGCAGUCAGGAGAAUCACAUUCUGGUGAUCGUGGUGAUCGUGUCUGUCGGUGUGUUCACCAUCAUCGCUGUGGUCGUAGGAGCCGUUCUGUGCACGCGCCGCUCCAACUCGCAUCAGAAGAAGAAACGUGCGGCCUGUAAGUCGAGCACCAGCUCCCACAAAUACAAGAGCUCCUCUAAAGACCUGAAGCCUCCAGAUCUGUGGAUCCAUCACGAGCGCCUGGAGCUCAAACCCAUGGACAAAUCACCAGAACCAAACCCUGUGAUGACCGAGACGCCCAUCCCGCGUAGCGUCCAGGAGCCGGCGGUCGAGACCAGCCACCAGAGACGCGGACAUGAUAUGGAGGACAGUGUGUCCACUUUGCCUGGACGGAGAGCAGUGAGGCCCAAAAUGAUGAUGCCGUUUGACUCUCAGCCUCCGCAGCCUGUGAUCAGCGCUCAUCCCAUCCAUUCUCUGGAUCAUCUUCAUCAUCAUCAUCAUCAUUAUCACCUGCCGCCGCGGGGUUACCUUCAUCACCAGAUCAGCCUGAGAGCCCCGGCCACAACACACACACACUCAGAGAGAGCCGCCGAGUCAGCGAGGAAUCAGCCGGCUGCACCUGAACCUCCAGUGGCCCCCAGUCAGCCCAUCACCACGGCUGAGCUCCAGAAGCCGACGGAGGUGAUAAAAGAGGAAGAAUCGCCCGGUGUAAACCCACCGACGGCUCACGUGCGGCCCACGCACCCGCUCAAGAGCUUCGCUGUGCCCACCGUCACCGUUUCUGCACACAGCCCAUCCACAUACGACAGCACAUUACCCAGCACCCCUCUGCUGGCACAGCCCGGGGCUGCAGGGAAAACCGCCUCCAUCGGCACACUCAGCAGAGCUCGAGCCCCAAUGGCGGUCACCGUCCCCAGUGCUCCUGACCAAUCAGAAACCAGCAAGAUGCUCGACAUGGUUGCUCUGUAGCGUCUCUCUUCCAUCUCUCUCUCUCUCUCUCCAAACCCGUUUCCCUUCCUCUCACUCUCCUCCGUCCGUUUAUGUUCCUCCGUUGUCUCGCAUCCCUCAAUCCUAACUCUAACACGGCUGCUGUGGCUCCUGUGGCUCUUUCUCCCAGACGUUUGAGACGGACGAGCUGUCUGAAGAAAUGGCCCAUCUGGAGGGUUUGAUGAAGGAUCUGAACGCCAUCACCACCGGCUGAUGAAAGGCUUUUCUCACCGCGUCCUCAGGAACAACCACAGGACUUGUGAAUGAAAACCCCAUCAUCCUGCAUGGAGGGAAGUCCAGCUCAAUGCCAUUUUUCUCAACUCCUCGGAUCCGUUGAGUUGUUUAGAGGAUUGUAUUUAUGUAUUCUACAUUUUUUUAGCCUCUGUGUAGGUUUUCAUUGUGUAAAUGCUCAUUUUUAAGACUUUUAUUUUGUAUUUUUGUAAGAUUAAAACUCAGACGCUCAAAACGUUGGGCUUUUCAUGAAAUGCGAGCAGAAUCAUUGUGUGUACAUUUCAGUUUGGCUGUUUUUAUGCAAAUCGAUGCCUCUAAACUGAUUUAUUUUGCAUAUUAUUUAACCUAAUGAUUAUUAGAUAUAAUUUUAAGCAUUUAUACAUAAUUUUGAUUGUUUAAUAAUAUUAUUAUUAGAAAAAUCUGCACAAUCUUGAUAGAAUUGGUCCUAAUACAAAGCCCUGUGGCACUCCGAUGGUGAAAACAGAGGGUUUGCGAUUACCUGCAGUGAUUUCAUUGAUGAACCCACUCUUAAAGGCUCGAAAACAGCAUUAAUUUAGUUAAUUUAGCAGUUUAUUAGUUGCGUUCUCCAUAGAUUUGCUUGAAAACAGUCAUCAGACAACACACACACAAUCAUGUCUGCUUGCUCAUGAAUUCUCAUGAAUGUUUCAUGGCUUUAUUUCGGUGUCUUACAUCGUGUCGACGUUUUCCCAUCAUCAAAUGUGGACAGAAAAGGGAGAUCUCAGUGUUCUGUGUGGACGCCGGUAGCAUUAAAAACAACAACAAACCUGAAUAUGCAUUUCCACAUGAAGUUCUCGCUCUGCUCUGAAGGCCGAUGUUUGGUGCUUCAGAAACUCCUCAAGCGUGAGAACAGCGAGUGAAUGAAGCGGUUCCUCAUAUUCGCUCCUCUUCCUCAGGACCCUGACGCCUGUUUUUGGGCCCUCGAGCUUCAUCAUGAAGGAGUUCAAUGCCAAGUGACUCUCGGAUUUUUCUACUUGUGAGAGGUAAAUCAAUAUAUAUAUAUAUAUAAAUAUAGAUGAAUAUAAACGACGAACUGCAAACGUUUGCUUACAUGAAUACUUUGUACACUCUCCAAAAGGACGAUUUUUUUAUAUCCUUCAUGUUCGGGUUGGUUUUUUUUAUAUAUGAAGACGACGCAUCGCUUUGUAAACAUUUUCCAUGUAAGUUAUGAACGGUUCGAUAUUCUGCGUUGUGUUUUUGGCCGUGCUGUUUAGCCGAUCCCUUCUCCCAAAGAAUGAGCGGAAGAAAACAUCAGCGAACUCUUGCCUUGCUCGUGUACAGUUUCCCACGUCAUGAAUGUCCAUGUGGCUGUAACCAGGUCUGCUUAUGAAUACAGUUGUUGUUUGUGUUUACAAUAAUGGGGGAAGAUUUGAAAAAAGAAGAAGAAAAUAAGAAGACACGAGCCAUGUUGUGUGGCCGGCGUAACGUCUACCGUCAUUUGCACUUUUUAUAUUUUGGAUUUGAAAUGAAUCGCUGAUGCCAUGUGAAAUAUGAACCUAUUUUAUGUAACGAUGAUGUCACAAGUAAACGGCUGGUUUCAAAGACA
Messenger RNA from Danio rerio (zebrafish), 6531 nucleotides. The record is from RefSeq and is a predicted model, not a curated record. Lineage: Eukaryota; Metazoa; Chordata; Actinopteri; Cypriniformes; Danionidae.